This is a messenger RNA of Symbiodinium natans, 1716 nucleotides long. NCBI's taxonomy places the organism in Eukaryota, Dinophyceae, Suessiales, Symbiodiniaceae. The record is from the annotation of a GenBank genome assembly.
AUGUUGUUCCCUAUGUACACCCUGGCGGUUGAAAAGCUACUCGAGAUGACCCAGAUGGAGCCUCACGAGCAACUGAAGGAGCGCGGCGACAUCAUUCUCUUCGAUGGCAGCAUUGGAAACGCGGCGUUUGUCUCCCACCAAUGGGUCUCCAAAGGACAUCCCGAUCCUGAUCUGAAGCAGAUGCGGGUUCUACAGGAUGCAGUGAAGCAUUUCUUGAGUGGGAACGGAUUCAUUUCGCUGGAUGUCGUGACGGAGUCGUUGAUGCAAUCUGCCAAAGGCAUUCCUUUCCAAGAAUUUCGUGCGAAGGUUUUGUUCUUCUGGUACGACUACUUUUCGGUCCCACAGACCGACCGCUGCGAGCAAACCAAGGCCAUCAACAGUAUCCAUGCAUAUGUGGAGCAGUGCCGCUACUUCUUUGCCCUGUGCCCCACCAUCGAAUGCCAUUUUGAGGGGCGCAUGCUGAAUGUGACGACGUGGUCGACGAGGGGAUGGUGUAGAUUGGAGCGAGCAGCACGCGAGCUUUCUGAGCAUGACACCUGGAUACUGGUGCGAAGUUCUACUUCUGUCGAAGUGGUAGGAGCUGCAGUUUCGGGGUCCGUCGGUGAGGGUGAGUUCACCGUUGAGAGUGACCGAGCCAAACUCGCCCCGGUGAUGAAGGCGAUCGUGCAGCGGAAGCUGAUGCUGUCGUUGAAGGCUGGGGAUUUUCCUGCCUACCGGCGCCACCUCAACCUACAAGCGGUGCAUCUCCGAGGCCUCGAAAUUGAACCCGUGAGUGAUCUGGUUCCUGGCAUUAGUGGUGCAGACAUGCCCGGAAUGGUCGCGCAUUUCUUUCGUCAGAAUGGUCUUACCAAGGUUAGCAGAAGAGACGCGGCGGGCUGGUGGCCCCUGCAUUAUGCAGCCUUCUCCGGGAACGUGCAGCUCAUCGAGGGCUUGCUGCAGCAGCGUGCCGAUCCCAACUGUAGGACCACCAGGGACGAAGCCAAGCUGGGCUUUCCACCCUGGGCCUCGGCCCUAGACAUAGCAGUCCGUUACCGGCACAACGAGGCUGCACAGCUGCUCAUCGCCUUCCGGGCUGAAGUGCACGGUGGCAUGGUCCCGGCGGUUCAGUUUGCAGCCAUCGCUGACAACGCGGAGGGCAUCGGCCUUCUCUGUGCAGCCGGCGGUGAUGCAAUGGCGAGGACAGCUUUGGGGCCGAAUGGCUUGGAAGCUGCAGCUGGUUAUGGGGCCUUGAAAGCCGUGGAGGAGCUGGUGAGACAAGGGCGCCCUGACCAUCUUGAGCUUUCCGAAGCACUUCGGGCUGCCAUGGUGCUCGGCGGUGGUUCUGCCGAGUUGGUGAAGCGGCUGGUGGACCUGAGGGCUGAUGUGGACUUCCAGUACGACAUCUAUCGUGGCUUGACCCUCAUGGGCCGACUUGUUUAUGCUGCCAAGUCGCUGCAGCAUCGAUUGGGUCGGAAAACAUCCUUCUCAGCGCUGGCUUAUCACGCGCACGGCCAAACUCCCCUCAUGGCAGCCAUGCAGUCUGCACAGCAUGAGGGUGCCGCUGCGCUGAUCGCGCUCAAUGCAAGUCUGGAGAUGAGGAAUUGCCGAGCUUGGAGGGCAGCAGACUUCGUCCAAGGGCAAGCGAUCCCAGAGUUUCUGCAGCAAGCUUUGGAGGGCAACCCUGCAGAGUGCCAGAAGCUCCUCAAUUCCCACUUUGUCGUCGCGGAGGCCUUGUGA